AUGUCCCAAACAAUUAAUUCACUAAUUCUCCAUAGAGACUACCCACAAAUGAGGAAUAUCAUAGAUACAAUAAACUAUCUUCACCCCCUUUCUCGUAAAAGUUCUACGAAAAUCCAUACUCGCAACUCAGGGUUUGUUGGGAAAAUGGCUGAACAAACGAAGCAACAACCAGCUUUCACUAAGAUUGACCAACUUCGCCCUGGUGCUUUUGGUCUUAACCUGACUGUAAAAGUGGUUAGUUCAAAGAUGAUCAUGACAAGAGGAGGUCGAAAUGGGACUCAAGGACGCAACAACAUGCGUCUUGCUGAAUGUUUAGUUGGUGAUGAAACUGGAAUUAUUGUCUUCACUGCUAGAAAUGAUCAAGUGGAUGCUAUGAAGGAGGGAAGCAGUGUGAUUUUGAGGAAUGCAAAGAUUGAUAUGUACAAAGGGUCAAUGAGACUUGCAGUGGACAAAUGGGGUCGUGUUGAAAUUACUGAUGCAGCUGCUUUUAGUGUCAAGGAAGACAGCAAUCUUUCACUUAUUGAGUUUGAACUUAUCACUGUUGAAGAAUGACUGAAUGAGAUGAGAUCAUGCCUAUGUGUUCUUGUAUCAAAUGGCAAACUGUAAGUUUCUCUUAUCCUUUCUGGUUUUGGAUUAGAGUCAGGUUAAUGUUUUUAUCAUCAGUUAUCAUGAUAUGAGAUGAGAGAUAGUCUUUUUCACUUUUGAGAAUAGUAUAAGAACUUGAGAGUUGUUUAUGACUAUGUAUACCCUUUGUUUUUGAAUUAUAUUUUCAGCAUAUUUAACAUGAUGACUAAGGUUGC
Messenger RNA from Lactuca virosa, 800 nucleotides. The record is from the annotation of a GenBank genome assembly. Lineage: Eukaryota; Viridiplantae; Streptophyta; Magnoliopsida; Asterales; Asteraceae.